AUCAAGCAAUAGGGAAAGAAAAGAUACUGUUAUCGAAAAGAUGAAAUCAAAAGGCUUACAGGGAAAACGAGCUCGAGCACCGAUACCCAGCAACAAUGUGCUUAGUGUUAGUGAGAGCAAUGUGGAGGGAUUGAAUUGUUGCUCAUGGCAAGAUCGACAGGCUUCAAGGCUGUUUUUUUCUGUUUUUCCCCAUUUGCAUUCUUUCUGUGCAGGGACGGCCUGAUCCGUCAAGCACAGGGGCUGUCUGAAACCUUUUCUUCCCUAUGUAAUGUUGCAGUAGAGAAUUGUUCCAAUUUGCGUCCUUAUGAACAA
Molecule: messenger RNA, 312 nt
Organism: Linum tenue
Lineage: Eukaryota; Viridiplantae; Streptophyta; Magnoliopsida; Malpighiales; Linaceae
Source: the annotation of a GenBank genome assembly